Molecule: messenger RNA, 1041 nt
Organism: Engraulis encrasicolus (European anchovy)
Lineage: Eukaryota; Metazoa; Chordata; Actinopteri; Clupeiformes; Engraulidae
Exons: 9
Coding region: 64-1041 (325 amino acids)
Source: RefSeq, a predicted model, not a curated record
CUUCAUUUGAGUUCACAUCACAUGGACGAGAAGAUAUAGGUCAAUAGCAUUCUGUUUGAAAGGAUGCCGAAAAAGAAGCUGAAAGCAUUUGUAAUUGAACACGGCCAAACACUGAACUCAAGACAGCAGUUUGUGGAACAUCUGUCCAAACGAUUGAAGGAAGUUACGACCGAAGAUCACUGCGAUGUUAUGCUUGCAAUCUGCCCCAUCGUUUCCGGAGUGGGUACGGACAUCGAAGCUGCCAUGAAAGCUUUUGAAGAUAUUUCUCCCAAAAAGCCCAUCAUUCUAGUAGUGCUGCAUCAUACAUUUGACAGAGAUUAUGUGGUACCAGAUUGCAGCAGAUAUGUAGGAGACAGCGUGGAAUUGAUAGUAAAUGGUCUGUUCCAUGAAGAUCACGGACUCCUCAAGAACUGUGAUGUGAACACACAGGCCAUAAAUCAGACAUUGGAGAAACUGAUGAAGUUACAGAAAAAAAGAAAUCCCCUCGAGAACGUGAAGCUUCCACACAUGCCUUUCGGAAUUAAGAGGGCGAAACCGAAGCUGAAAGGGUUUGUAAUUGAAAGUGGUAAAACACUCGACUCAGGACAGCAGUUUGUGGGACGUCUGUCGUACCGUUUGGAGGAAGUUAAGGCAGUUGAUGAGUAUGACAUCAUACUUGGAGUGUGCCCCAUUGUUUCUCGAGUGGGAACGGACAUCGAAGCGGCAAUGAAAGUUUUUGAAGAUAAAUGUCCCACUACAAAGCACUUCAUCCUGCUGGUGCUCCAUCAUACAUUUGACAGAGAUUAUGUGAUACCAGAUUGCAGCAGAUAUGUAGGAGACCGCGUGUCAUUCACAGUACAUGCCCUGUUCCAUGAAGACCACGGACUCCUCAAGAACUGCGAUGUGAACACAAAGGCAAUAAAUCAGACAUUGGAGAAACUAAAGGAGUUUCAGAAAGAGAAUAUGAAGAAGGAUGACCAGAAACAACAUAAAUCCCCAAAGACGAAACUGAAAAUGAAGAAGGAUAAGAAAAAAGAUGAGACACCCCCAAAGACGGCUUGA